CACACACGUAUCAUUUAGCUUGGCUCUGAAGUUCAACGGUCAGAGAGAGCGUGAGGUGGAACUGCUGGUGUGUGUGAGACCUGACAGAGUGAUUGAGGGAAGAGUUUUGCAGGAGCACCAUCACACUGAAACCUGAGUUGAAGAUGUCUUCUGCAGAUUUAGGAUGCUGCAGCCGAAUUCGUUCCUGCCCUAAACCACAAGGUUUUCUUGCCUCUGUCAUCACAAAAGGUCUGCUGGCUGUGCUACUGUUUGGUGUUUGUUGGACGGUGUUGCCGGAGGAGUGUGAGCCGGGACACAACAUAUUCGGUUUGGUGAUUCUGUUCCUGAGUGCAGUGUGUGGAGGGAAACUGGUGGGAGCCAUUACACUGCCAAACCUGCCCCCUAUACCACCACUGCUGGGCAUGCUGCUGAUGGGUUUGGUGCUGCGUAAUGUCCCGUAUGUGAAAGAUGCUGUGUUUAUCGAUCAGAACUGGUCUUCAUCACUGCGCAACAUCGCUCUCGCCAUCAUCCUCACCCGAGCUGGACUCGGCCUGGACCCUGCUGCUCUGAGAAAGCUGAAGGCAGUGUGUGUGAGGGUGGCUGUGAUUCCCUGCACUGUUGAAGCUUGUACUGUUGCUGUGGUAUCUCACUUCCUCAUGGGCCUGCCUUGGAUUUGGGGCUUUAUUCUAGGGUUUGUGUUGUCUGCCGUCUCUCCUGCAGUUGUGGUUCCCUCCAUGCUGCUCCUGCAGGCUGAUGGUUUCGGGGUUCAAAAGGGAAUCCCGUCACUCCUCAUGGCAUCAGGAAGCUUUGAUGACAUCCUCGCUAUUACCGGAUUCACCACCUGCUUUGGGAUGGCCUUCGACACGGGCUCCACAUGGGUCAGUUUGGGAAAGGGACUGUUGGAGGUGUUGGUUGGGAUUUUAGCAGGAGGGAUUUUGGGGGUUCUCAUCCAUUUCUUCCCUAGUGAAGAUCAGGUUGAUCUGGUGUUGCGGCGCUCCUGCAUGUUGUUGGGUUUGUCCGUGUUCUGUGUGUUUGUGAGUCACGUGCUCAGUCUGGGCGGGGCCGGGGGGCUGAGCACACUUGUCCUCUCCUUCAUCGCUGGAAUCAGCUGGGACAAAAAAAAGGCCCCAGUAGCUGCUGUUGUUGGGAGGUUUUGGGACGUUUUUCAGCCGCUUCUCUUUGGUCUGAUUGGAGCUGAAAUUACUAUCACUGCACUCAGCACUAACACUGUGGGUUUAGGAACAGCUGCUCUUUGUGUCGGUGUUGUUGUUCGUGUGUGUGUGACCUUCACCGUUGUUCUGUUUGCUGGUUUUAAUCUGAAGGAGAAAAUCUUCAUCUCUCUCGCAUGGUUACCUAAAGCUACAGUGCAGGCAGCUAUAGGUUCCACAGCCCUGGACAUGGCACGUAGCCAAGGAGACGAGCAGCUGGAGCGUUAUGGGAUGGAUGUGCUGACGGUGGCAGUGUUAGCCAUCAUGUUUACGGCUCCCAUUGGAGCUCUCGCUAUCGGAUUAGCUGGACCCAAACUUCUGCAGAAAUACACUGAGAUAGAGGAGGCAAACACACAAGGUAACACACACACACACACACACACACACACACAAAUCUCCUUCCCAGGUUUACACUCACAAACACACACAUCUCCUUCCCAGGUUUACACUCACAAACACAACGUUUUAUAGAAGUAUUAUUGUAUUAAUUGUAACUAAUGGAGUUUCUUUUUUCAGCAGAUAAAGGUGGAGACGUCUCGCCCCCCGAACCACACACACACACACCUCAGGCUGCGGAGA
This is a messenger RNA of Ictalurus furcatus (blue catfish), 1766 nucleotides long. RefSeq names its product sodium/hydrogen exchanger 9B2. Gene Ontology annotation, cellular component: membrane. The record is from RefSeq and is a predicted model, not a curated record. Gene Ontology annotation, molecular function: antiporter activity. The transcript is spliced from 11 exons. NCBI's taxonomy places the organism in Eukaryota, Metazoa, Chordata, Actinopteri, Siluriformes, Ictaluridae. Gene Ontology annotation, biological process: proton transmembrane transport. The coding region runs from base 144 to 1658 and encodes 504 amino acids.